AUGGCUAGACAAGUACCAAAACUUCUACUUUACAAACGUGAUGCUAGCCCGCCAUCUUGCGCGGUUAUGAUGAUUGCUGACAUUUUGGGCUUGAAAAUGGACUAUAAAGAACCAGAUCUAUUAAAAUUGGAACAUAAAUCUGAAGAAUUUAAGAAGAUAAACCCUAUUGGAACGAUUCCAGUGCUUCAGGAUGAUGAUUUCGUUAUUUCGCAAAGCCACGCAAUAAUCAAGUACCUUCUAAACAAAUAUGGAGGGGAACACCGGGAGCGGUUGUAUCCAAGUGAAGCGCGCAAGCGAGCGUUGAUAGACCAAUCGCUGUACUUCGAUGCUAGUAUUCUCUUUAAUCGACUGAAAGUUGUCGCGUUACCAACUUUACUAGAAGGUUUGCCGGCUCCCUUACAAGAGCAUCUAGACGACAUCGACGAGGCAUACUCCGUAAUAGAGGCGUAUCUACAAAAGAGUCAAUAUAUUGCAGCAAAUAACUUUACCAUUGCAGACAUAUCUGUCGGCUCGACAACCGCUGCCUUGCAAGCUAUACGUAAACUGGAUGAAACUAGGUUUCCACGAAGCGUGGAAUGGCUCGCCCUUAUUAACAAUGAAAAUUGCUUCAAAAAUGUCAGCAAUGGCUUUGCUUUGUUUGGAAAAUUAUUGAACAUUUUCUGGCAAAAAAAUAAACAUUGUGCUCAAUAUGUUGUGUUCUCCAUUUAU
Molecule: messenger RNA, 708 nt
Organism: Brenthis ino (lesser marbled fritillary)
Lineage: Eukaryota; Metazoa; Arthropoda; Insecta; Lepidoptera; Nymphalidae
Source: the annotation of a GenBank genome assembly